Molecule: messenger RNA, 552 nt
Organism: Penicillium oxalicum
Lineage: Eukaryota; Fungi; Ascomycota; Eurotiomycetes; Eurotiales; Aspergillaceae
Exons: 2
Coding region: 1-552 (183 amino acids)
Source: RefSeq, a predicted model, not a curated record
AUGGAGGCGAUGAACCCUUACCUGUCCUAUCCCCCCAUCCAAGAAGCCAUCCAACAACACAACCCCUACCACCCAGGCCGUGAUCUCCUCAUCCUAGGCAUCUGGAACAACAUCCUCGCCAGCCAAUUCCCCGUCACUCACGGCUUUCUCAUCACUCCCCGCGAACAUGGCUGGAACAACGAGCGUGACCUCUGGUUCGACCUCCAAGUCCAGCAUGUCAGCAGCAGCAUCCACAUGGCCUUUCUAGUUGUCAUCUGCCGCACAGCCUCCCAGGCAACUAACGGCCAUGAGGGGAUCCAGGACUGGAUUGACCAUCUGGAGAUGUACCUGGAUAUGAUCUUUGGUCCGCGUCGUCGAGGGGGUCACCCGGUGAGAGUGUUUGGGGGCAUUGUGUAUCGGAGAACAGUCGCUUUUUACAGCAAGGUAGUUGGGGGAGAUUCGUCUUUGACAAUCAUGCCCGAGCAUAUUGAUAUGAACAAGGCGGAGUUUGAUAUUUUGGAAGAUCAGGAGAUUAUUCAGGAGGUGCUGACUAGUAUGAAUCCUCUGCGUUGA